AUGAGCUUGCAAAGCAAAUUAGAGAAAAUUAUAAAAGAGAUGCUCGCAAAGAGGCGUAGUCUAGUUAAUGUGCGUAACCACUAUCGAGCGGCUCCUCUACACGCUGCUUUUUAUCGUAAAAGGCUCGUUAUGUUACACCUGAUCAGGCCUCUUCUCAAGCAUGGAGCCGAUCCAAACGCCCAAAAUUCAUUUGGUAACACUGCCCUCCAUUUAGCCUCCAGGAAUGUGUAUAUGCACAAGAUUGUAAAAGAGCUACUGAAGUACGGCGCGGACAUAAACGCCCUCAACAUAUAUGACCAUACAGCUCUUUCGAACUGCGUCCCAUCGCUCAAUGUCAUAUUAAAGACUCACGCACUAAAGCUACGUGAAGUUGAUCUUCCGCUUGUCCAGGCCAACUGUACAGUUAUUGAAGAGAUAUGA
Molecule: messenger RNA, 420 nt
Organism: Nasonia vitripennis (jewel wasp)
Lineage: Eukaryota; Metazoa; Arthropoda; Insecta; Hymenoptera; Pteromalidae
Product: putative ankyrin repeat protein RF_0580
Exons: 1
Coding region: 1-420 (139 amino acids)
Molecular function (GO): protein binding
Source: RefSeq, a predicted model, not a curated record